This is a messenger RNA of Anoplopoma fimbria (sablefish), 5531 nucleotides long. It is a transcript of the gene plxna3, whose product is annotated as plexin A3. Gene Ontology annotation, cellular component: semaphorin receptor complex. The record is from RefSeq and is a predicted model, not a curated record. Gene Ontology annotation, biological process: regulation of cell shape; negative regulation of cell adhesion; regulation of cell migration. Gene Ontology annotation, molecular function: protein binding; semaphorin receptor activity. NCBI's taxonomy places the organism in Eukaryota, Metazoa, Chordata, Actinopteri, Perciformes, Anoplopomatidae.
CGUCGGCGCCGUCAACCGAGUGCUGAAGCUGUCGUCCAAUCUGACGGAGCUGAGGAGUCACAUGACCGGACCGGUGGAGGACAAUGCCAAGUGUUACCCUCCGCCCAGCGUCAGGGCCUGUGCUCACAGACUGGAGUCGUCGGAUAACGUGAAUAAGCUCUUACUGGUGGAUUAUACUGGGAACAGACUGGUGGCGUGCGGGUCGAUCUGGCAGGGCGUCUGUCAGUUCCUCAGACUGGAAGAUCUCUUCAAACUGGGAGAGCCGCAUCACCGCAAAGAGCACUACCUGUCUGGAGCCAGAGAGGCUGAUGGGAUGGCAGGUGUGGUAGUUGGCGAGGAUGACUGGACGGCCGACCCGAGGAGGAAGAAGCCGGUGAAAGGCGGUAGCCGUCUGUUCAUCGGCGCCGCCAUCGACGGGAAGUCCGAGUACUUCCCGACGCUGUCCAGCAGGAAGCUGGUGUCGGACGAGGAGAGCGUCAACAUGUUCUCCCUGGUCUACCAGGACGAGUUCGUCUCCUCGCAGAUCAAGAUCCCGUCGGACACGCUGUCGCUCUACCCGGCCUUCGACAUCUACUACGUCUACGGCUUCUCCAGCCGCACCUACGUCUACUUCCUCACGCUGCAGCUGGACACGCAGCUCACGCAGAUGGACGCCGGCGGGGAGAAGUUCUUCACCUCCAAGAUCGUGCGGAUGUGCUCCAACGACACAGAGUUCUACUCCUACGUGGAGUUCCCUCUGGGCUGCACCAAGGACGGCGUGGAGUACCGGCUCGUACAGGCCGCCUACAAACAGAAACCAGGACGCAGGCUGGCUCAGGCCCUGGGUCUGUCUGAGGACGACGACGUCCUGUUCGUGGUCUUCUCCCAGGGUCAGAAGAACCGCUCCAACCCCCCCAGAGAGACGGUCCUCUGUCUGUUCACGCUCCAGCACAUCAACCUGGCCAUGAGGGAGAGGAUCCGCUCCUGUUACCGUGGAGAGGGACGCCUCUCGUUACCGUGGUUACUCAACAAGGAGCUGCCCUGCAUCCACACCCCCAAGCAGAUCGGAGAUGACUUCUGUGGUCUGGUCCUGAACCAGCCUCUGGGGGGUCUGAGGGUGAUCGAGGGGAGUCCGCUGUACGAGGACCGGACCGAGGGGAUGGGCGCCGUGGCGGCCUACACCUACGGGGAGCACACGGUGGUGUUCGUGGGGACGCGGAGCGGACAGCUGAAGAAGAUCCGUGUGGAUGGGAUCCCACCGCCGGCCCAGAAUGCUUUGCUGUAUGAGACGGUGACGGUGGUGGAGGGGAAGCCGAUCCUCAGAGACAUGGUGUUCAGUCCAGACCAUCAGUACAUCUACCUGCUGAGUGACAGACAGGUGAGCAGACUUCCUGUGGAGAGCUGUGAGCAGUACAGCAGCUGUUCAGACUGCCUGGGUUCUGGAGACCCUCACUGUGGAUGGUGUGUCCUCUUCAACAAGUGUUCCAGACAGGAAGCAUGUGACAAGUGGGAGGAGCCUCAGCACUUCAACACCCGACUGGACCAAUGUGUCGACAUCUCCGUUACCCCGAGCAACAUGUCGGUCACCUCCCCGGCAACACAGUUGACCAUCCGGGUGCAGAACGUCCCGGCGCUGUGGGGCGUGGCCUGUGUGUUUGAGGACCUGAGUGAAACCCCGGAGGUUCAGGCCAAAGGUCUGGUGAUGUGUAUGUCACCGACACUGAGAGACCUGCCGACACACACACAGUCCUACGGAGAGAAGCGAGUCGUCCAGCUGAGUCUUCGCUCCACUGAGACGGGUCAUCAGUUCAUCAACACCAAGUUCAUCUUCUACAACUGCUCUGUGCUCAACUCGUGUACUUCCUGUGUCAGCAGUGUGUUUCCGUGUCAUUGGUGUAAAUAUCGUCACAUCUGCACCAACAACCUGCAGGACUGCUCCUUCCAGGAGGGACGGGUCAGCAGCAUGGAGGGCUGUCCUCAGAUCCUCCCGACCUCCGACAUCCUGGUCCCGGCCGGGAUGGUUCGUCCAAUCACGUUGCGAGCUCGUAACCUCCCUCAGCCUCAGUCGGGUCAGAAGAACUACGAGUGUGUGUUCAGCAUCCAGGGGAAGGUCCAGCGCAUCCCAGCGGUCCGCUUCAACUCCUCCUGCAUCCAGUGUCAAAACACCUCGUACUGGUACGACGGGGACGAGGCUGGCGACCUCCCAGUGGACUUCUCCAUCGUCUGGGACGGAGACUUCUUCAUCGACAAGCCUUCAUCCAUGAAAGCUCUGCUCUAUAAGUGUGAGGCUCAGCGCUCCAGCUGUGGUCAGUGUCUCAAAGCUCCCACGGCCUUUGAAUGCGGCUGGUGCUCAGAGAGCAGAAAGUGUCUCCUGAGGCUCCACUGUCCGUCGGCCGAGACCAACUGGAUGCACCACGGACGGCACAACCUGCGCUGCAGCCACCCGCGCAUCACCAGGAUUGACCCUCUGACCGGGCCUCGGGAGGGGGGUACCCGGGUGACCAUCGAAGGGGAGAACCUGGGUCUCCAGGUGAAGGAGAUCGCUCACGUCCAGGUCGCCGGCGUCCGCUGUAACCCCGUCCCCUCCCAGUACAUCAGCGCAGAGAGGAUCGUGUGUGACAUGGCUGAAGCUCUCCUCCCUCACUCUCCUGGCGGUCCGGUGGAACUCUGUAUCGGCGUCUGCAGCUCCGAGUAUCGAACGCUGUCCACUCAGACGUACUCCUUCGUGAGCCCUGUUUUCACCCGUGUCCUCCCAGAGAAGGGUCCUGUUUCUGGGGGAACCAGACUGACGGUGACGGGUCGUUACCUGGACGCCGGCAGCUCGGUGACGGUGUUCAUCAAUAAGGAAGAGUGUCUGUUCGUCAAACGGACCAAUCGGGAGAUAAUCUGCAUAACUCCCGCCUCCCUGUCGGGCUCUGGCCCCGCCCCCAUCCGUCUGAUGAUUGACAGGGCCGAGGUGACGAGCUCAGAGAUCAAAUACGUUUUCACCGAGGACCCGACCAUCUCCAGCAUCGAGCCCAACUGGACCAUCCUCAAUGGCAGCACAGUGAUAACGGUGACAGGAACCAACCUGCGGACCAUCCAGGAGCCCAAAGUCAGAGCCAAGUACGGAGGAGUGGAAACCAACAACUUCUGUUCUGUAGUCAACGACAGCACGAUGACGUGUUUGGCUCCUGGUCUGAUUUACGGUAAACCCAACCCACCAGAGGGGGCGCUGAGACCAGACGAGUUCGGCUUCAUCUUUGACCAGGUCUCCUCUCUGCUGGUCCUGAACUCCACCCCCUUCACUCACUACCCCAACCCGACCUUUGACCCCCUGGGGAAUUCUGGGAUCCUGGAGGUCAAACCGGGGUCACCCAUUAUCCUCAAGGGUAAGAACCUGAUCCCUCCGGCUCCAGGAAACACCCGUCUGAACUACACGGUUCUGAUCGGAGAGUCUCCGUGUCUGCUCACCGUCUCAGAGAACCAGCUGCUCUGUGAUUCGCCGGAUCUCACCGGAGAACAGCGAGUCCUGAUCCUGGUCGGGGGUCUGGAGUACUCCCCGGGUACGCUCCACAUCUACUCCGACAGCGCCCUGACGCUGCCCGCCAUCAUCGGCAUCGGGGCGGGCGGAGGCGUGCUGCUCAUCGCCAUCAUCGCCGUGCUCAUCGCCUACAAGAGGAAGACCCGCGACGCCGACCGCACGCUCAAACGCCUCCAGCUGCAGAUGGACAACCUGGAGAGCCGGGUGGCUCUGGAGUGCAAAGAGGCCUUUGCAGAGCUGCAGACCGACAUCCAGGAGCUGACCAACGACAUGGACGGAGUGAAGAUCCCGUUCCUGGAGUACCGGACCUACACCAUGAGAGUCAUGUUCCCCGGAAUAGAAGAACACCCGGUGCUCAAAGAGCUGGACUCUCCAGCCAACGUAGAGAAAGCUCUGCGUCUCUUCAGUCAGUUACUGAACAACAAGAUGUUCCUGUUGACCUUCAUUCACACUCUGGAGGCUCAGAGGUCGUUCUCCAUGAGGGACCGAGGGAACGUCGCCUCGCUGCUGAUGGCCGCUCUGCAGGGUCGUAUGGAAUAUGCCACCGUGGUGUUAAAACAGCUGCUGGCCGACCUGAUCGAGAAGAACCUGGAGAACAGGAACCAUCCUAAACUGCUGCUGAGGAGGACGGAGUCUGUAGCUGAGAAGAUGCUCACCAACUGGUUCACCUUCCUGCUGCACCGCUUCCUCAAGGAGUGUGCUGGUGAGCCUCUCUUCAUGUUGUAUUGUGCCAUAAAGCAGCAGAUGGAGAAAGGUCCGAUUGAUUCGAUCACAGGAGAAGCUCGUUACUCUCUGAGUGAAGACAAGCUGAUCAGACAGCAGAUCGACUACAAGCAGCUGACUCUGAUGUGCAUCCCCCCUGAGGGGGAGACGGUGACGGAGGUCCCGGUGAAGGUGUUGAACUGUGACACGGUGACUCAGGUCAAAGACAAGCUGCUGGACGCCGUCUAUAAAGGGAUCCCGUUCUCCCAGAGACCUCAGGCCGACAACAUGGACCUCGAGUGGCGUCAGGGUCGACUGACCCGGAUCAUCCUUCAGGACGAAGACGUGACGACAAAGAUAGAGAGCGACUGGAAGAGACUGAACACACUGGCUCACUACCAGGUAACCGACGGCUCUCUGGUGGCGCUGGUCCAGAAGCAGGUUUCUGCCUACAACAUCGCCAACUCCUUCACCUUCACCAGAUCUCUGAGCAGAUACGAGUCGUUACUUCGAACGUCCAGCAGUCCCGACAGUCUGAGAUCCAGAGCGCCGAUGAUCACCCCGGACCAGGAGACAGGGACUAAACUGUGGCACCUGGUGAAGAAUCACGAGCACAGUGACCAGAGAGAAGGAGACCGAGGAAGCAAGAUGGUUUCAGAGAUCUACCUGACCAGACUGCUGGCUACCAAGGGGACGCUGCAGAAGUUUGUGGACGACCUGUUUGAGACGGUGUUCAGCACCGCCCACCGGGGUUCUGCUCUCCCAUUGGCUAUCAAAUACAUGUUCGACUUCCUGGAUGAGCAGGCCGACAAACGGCAGAUCACCGACCCGGACGUCCGACACACCUGGAAGAGCAACUGCCUUCCUCUCAGGUUCUGGGUGAACGUCAUAAAGAAUCCUCAGUUCGUGUUUGACAUCCACAAGAGCAGCAUCACGGACGCCUGUCUGUCCGUCGUCGCUCAGACCUUCAUGGACUCCUGCUCGACGUCAGAACACCGGCUCGGAAAAGACUCUCCGUCCAACAAGCUGCUCUACGCUAAAGACAUCCCCAACUACAAGAGCUGGGUGGAGAGGUACUACAGGGAUAUAGCGAAGAUGCCCAGCAUCAGUGAUCAGGACAUGGACGCCUACCUGGUGGAGCAGUCCCGUCUGCACGGCACCGAGUUCAACACACUGAGCGCGCUCAGCGAGCUCUACUUCUACAUCAACAAGUACAAAGAAGAGAUCCUGACGGCGUUGGACCGGGACGGGUACUGUCGCAAACACAAACUGAGGCACAAACUGGAGCAAGCCAUCAACCUGAUGUCUGGGAGCAGCUGAGAGGAGG